UGGUAGUGUGUAGUGUGUAGUGUACAGUGUACGGCAGGCGGAACGUUCGCUCUGGGAUAGUGGAGCGCUCCGGAAGCCUUUGAUUGAAACAGCAGGAUGGCAGCUGUGGAGGAGACACGCGUGCAGACACCAGAGCCUCAGUUUGAGGAGAACGAUGAUUAUUCUGAUGGAGGGAGCUUCGAUGAAGGGUCAGAUGACGAAGCAAGUGAUGGAGGAGAAGAUCACAGAGACGACAAUGAUGAUGAUGAUGAUGAUAAUGUGGAGAGUGAUGGGGAGGAGGCAGAGGAUGAGGAGGGUGAUGAGGGUAAUGCUAGUGCUGGCUGGGCAGAGGCCAUGGCAAAGAUCCUGGGGAAGAAAACCCCCGAGAGCAAGCCCGGCAUCCUAGUGAAGAACAAAGAGUUGGACAAGGUGAAGGAGAAGGAAAGACAGGAGCAGCUGGAAAGAAAGAAACAGGUUGACAAGAAGCGAGCGUGGGAGAUGAUGUGCAGGGAGAAACCUGACAUAGUGAAGGACCGUGAGACAGAACGAGCUCUUCAAAGAAUUGCUACCAGGGGGGUGGUGCAGCUGUUCAAUGCGGUGAGGAAACACCAGAAAACAAUCGAUGACCAAGUAAAGGAAGUUGGUGGCUCAGAGAGGAAGAAGGCGAAGUUACUGUCAUCUGUCUCGAAGAAAGACUUCAUCGAUGUGCUACGAAGGACGGAUGGAAAACAAGAGCGCAAGACUGAAAAGGACGCUGCUCCAGCAGCAGAGGAGAAGCCCGCCUGGAGUGUCCUCAGAGACGACUUCAUGAUGGGAGCCACCAUGAAAGACUGGGACAAAGACAGCGACAAAGAGGAACCUGACACACAUUCAGGGGGGGUGGAGGAGAGCGACUCAGACUGACACCGUCCAAACAGACUGAGGGGAAGGUGAUGCCUUCAGGGACGGUGUGUGAAACAGAAGUCCUGACCUGCAGAGAACCGCUUCAGCCUCAGGAACAUCCUUCACAUCUCUGGAGGUGAAGAUCUGGAAUCUGAUCCCUGAGCGUUCACCUUCUGAUAUUUGUUGUGCAUAGAAGGUAAACAUCCUGUACUCUGACGACGUGAGACGAACUGUUACAACAAACGUGAUGUAACAGAUUCUGAGCCUGGAGGAAGUCACUGUGGACUUCCUGUCCUCCAUCAUGGAUUCAGCAUCAGUUUGCUUCCAUUCUGUUCACAGAUCAUUUAAUAGAUGAAAGACUGUGAGGGUGUGAACUCUGUAAAUAUGAAUGUUUUCUACAGCUGCUUGAAUAAACAGCCACUUCAUGUAUCCUC
Molecule: messenger RNA, 1295 nt
Organism: Larimichthys crocea (large yellow croaker)
Lineage: Eukaryota; Metazoa; Chordata; Actinopteri; Sciaenidae
Gene: rrp15
Product: ribosomal RNA processing 15 homolog
Exons: 5
Coding region: 97-882 (261 amino acids)
Biological process (GO): maturation of 5.8S rRNA; maturation of LSU-rRNA
Cellular component (GO): preribosome, large subunit precursor
Source: RefSeq, a predicted model, not a curated record